AUGACUGACUCCAAGGGAAGUAAACUGCUCCGAGGGGACUGGGUUGAAGCUCAGGCAACCCAGCAUUUAGACGAGGAUAUACCUGCUGGUCACACUACUUCUAAGAAAGUCAGCAAAGAAGGGCACAAGGGAUUGCUGUCGCAGGAGACUGAUUCUAAGGAGACGACGUCUUCUACCAAAGCGGUGUACACAAAGUUGCCUCCCCACCCCCGUACCACUGGAAUCAGACUUCACAACAAGAAAACGGAACUUCUCUUCCAAGUUCAUGAUCAGGUUGUAGCAGAGGAGCAAGCUCACCUCAACAAGGCCCCAGAUGCAACUGACUAUACCACCACUAAACAGCACUACCAGAGCUUACAUCCCGAGUAUCCUGAGAUAGAACACGAGGUGACCAGAAAGCACAAUUUCCUGAACGACCAGCCUGCUACUUUCUGGCACGAACAGAUCGCCGGCAAGGCUAUGCCAGGUCUAUCGGCUGUAGGUGACUCUGGAAAUCCGUACCGGAAGAACGCCAAGUUCUCAACACCCCUUGAUGACGUGAGAACACAGGUCACUUCCGGGUAA
This is a messenger RNA of Bolinopsis microptera, 564 nucleotides long. Its product is annotated as sperm-associated antigen 8-like. Gene Ontology annotation, biological process: positive regulation of transcription by RNA polymerase II. The record is from RefSeq and is a predicted model, not a curated record. The transcript has 5 exons. Gene Ontology annotation, cellular component: cytoplasm; nucleus. Bases 1 to 564 code for a protein of 187 amino acids. NCBI's taxonomy places the organism in Eukaryota, Metazoa, Ctenophora, Tentaculata, Lobata, Bolinopsidae. Gene Ontology annotation, molecular function: microtubule binding.